CCUGCUGAUUUAAAAGAAGAAGCAAAAGUAAACAACAUAUUUUAAAGUUUGUUACCGGUUAGUUUACAAAAAUUUGGGUAAUUUAAAAUGCAAAUAGAUUCCAGCAGCAGCUCAAUGACCCAAAAGAUGCAGGAUCAAGCUGCAAAUCAGGCGCGAAUAACACAGAUUGAAGAGUUUAUCAAUGAAGUCCUAAAAGAGGAUCUUCGCCAGCUCGAAAAGUGCAUCAAUGAGUUCAAUGAGGAGAUUAUGGAGUAUGUGCAACUGAAGAACACCCUCCAGACCUUCGACACUCAUUUACCGGAGGGGUAUAAAACGCAGGUGAACAUCGGGAGCAACAUUUUUAUGCAGGCUCGUGUUCGAAAUAUGGAUAGCAUUCUGGUCAACGUGGGCAAGGAUAUUUACUUGGAAAUGUCCAUUCCAGAGGCAGAACGCUUCAGCGACACCCGUGUCAAGAUCCUUACUAAGCAGUCCGAUGUCCUGCGCGAGGAGAGCAUCAAGAAAAGGACCCAAAUCAAAAUGGCUCUGAUAGCAAUAAGUGAAAGAGCCAAACUAAUUCAACAAGAUGAGGGGAAAUAGGGGUAUAACCAAAACUAUAUAAUCUUUGAGAUAUAAAAAUGUUGAACCUUUGUUUUAAAAUUUAAAAAAUAUGUGUAAUAAAUAACAAUUACCUUUAAACGCAUAAAGGCUAACUUAAAA
This is a messenger RNA of Drosophila ficusphila, 696 nucleotides long. RefSeq names its product protein UXT homolog (gene Uxt). The transcript is spliced from 2 exons. Gene Ontology annotation, cellular component: prefoldin complex; cytoplasm. The record is from RefSeq and is a predicted model, not a curated record. Lineage: Eukaryota; Metazoa; Arthropoda; Insecta; Diptera; Drosophilidae. The coding region runs from base 88 to 576 and encodes 162 amino acids. Gene Ontology annotation, biological process: regulation of DNA-templated transcription; protein folding.